AUGUUGACAGGUGACCAAGUUUUUGAGAAGGUGAAAGAUAUGAGUACUCAGUUUGGCAAGCCUUUUGCAAAUACGCUUGUCAAAGGUGGGUGGAAGAAGAGUGUUAUUGGUACGUUACUCAAUAUACAAGGAAAGUCUAAGGAUGGCCUUAAAGCAAGAAAGGACUUAAUAGAGAUGGGAAUAAGAAGUGAAUUAGGACCCAUGAAGAAAGGAACACGAAUAUAUCUGCCGCCUACUGCUUAUACUUUAUCUAUAAAGGAGAAAAAAAAUAUUGUUAAGAUGAUCGAUCCUGAGAUCUUACCAAUAUUGCAAAAAGAAAUAGUUAUUACUUUGUGCGAGCUUGAAAUAUAUUUUCCUCCAUCAUUUUUUGACAUUAUGGUACAUCUUGUUGUUCAUCUUGUGAAAGAGACACAAUUGCGUGGACCAGCUUAUAUGAGAUGGACGUACCUUGUUAAGCGUUAUAUGAAAAUAUUAAAAGGGUACGUGAAAAAUCAAAGUCGGCCAGAAGGUUGUAUGGUUGAACGAUACAUUGUUGAAGAAGCAGUUGAUUUUUGUACUGAAUAUUUGACUAAUGUUCAAUCCAUUGGACUACCCAAAUCUCAUAUUUUAGAGAGGAAGGAAGGAAUAAAUUUGAUCAAAAAUAAAAUUGUGACAGUAUCAAGGGUUGAACGGGAUCAAGUGCAUUUAUAUGUUCUGCACAAUAAUAAUGAGGUUGAGUUGUAUGUUGAAAUGCACAAGGAUGUACUCCGAGGUUUAAAUCCGAACAGAAAUGAAAAUUGGAUUAUACGAGAGCACAAUCAAAGUUUUAUACAAUGGUUCAAAGAUCAUAUUUAUUCAAAGUUUGAUUUAGAUCUCGCUUCAAUAAUAGAAAGAUUGAGAUGUUUAGCAUAUGGUCUGAGUUUGCUCGUGUUUUCUUAUAGCGCAUACACAAUUAAUGGAUGCACGUUUUAUACCAAAGAACAAGAUGAUAAAAGCACUGUGCAAAAUAGUGGUGUCACUGUUGUAGCUGAAGCAAUGCACAUUUCAAGUAUGAAUGACUUAAACCACAAAUAUGCAAAUCUGUCUUAUUUUGGGGUUAUCGAGCAUAUUUGGAUGUUUGAUUAUGAGAAAUUUCAGAUUCCUAUCUUUGGUUGCAAGUGGGUAUAUAAUAGUGGCAUACGAAUGGAUAAGUCGGGACUUUUACAAGUGGAUCUUAAUAGGGUGGGGUACAAAGAUGAGCCUUUUAUUCUAGCCUCUCAAGCUAAACAAGUGUUCUAUGUCACUGAUCUGACAAGUACGAAAUGGUCUAUAGUGCUUUUAUCUAAGAAAGUGAUUGAUGAUAACAGUAUAAAUCAAAGUGAUGUUGAUGUUGAGAAUGAGUCAUAUGUUAGAAAGAAUGAGUCGUAUAUACGAAAUGAUCAAGAUGAGAAUAUUAUAGCGGAUGAAACAUAUAUUAGAAAUGAUCAUAAUGAGGGAAUUUGGAUCAUCCACCCGUCCAAGUUGUUAAGAUCCAAAUUGGGACUCGAGACUCCUUGUUUACCUCUUUUCGUGCUUCUUGGCAUUUUUGUAUGGACUUUGGCUGAAUACUUGUUGCACCGGUUUCUUUUCCAUGUUCAAACGAAGAGUUAUUGGGGGAAUACAUUGCAUUAUCUUCUUCAUGGAUGUCAUCAUAAGCACCCCAUGGAUAGCUUAAGACUUGUUUUCCCGCCGGCUGCAGCCGCUAUAAUAGCCUCCAUGAUUGUAGUCGCGUCUCAAAAUCAUUUCAUCAUUUCAUCGUUUCAGGUUGCAAGGAAUCGCUUCAGGUUGCAAUCGCUUCUCAAAAUCAUUUCAGUUGGUUUGGCAAUUGGUGAUGGAUUAACAGACCCUAUAACACAAGUUGUUACUCAUGCUGCUAAUGCUUAUUACGUUGGAUUAAUAAAUAAGAAGCAAAAGAAUGAGUUGGAAAAAGCACAACUUGAAGUUGUUAGAUUGGUUGAAAGAGGGAAUUGGAGUGAGGCAACUGAUGCUAGAAAUAAUGCAUUGAGUUUAUUGUGUAGUAUGACUGGGUUGGCUACUUUGUUUGAUUAUUGUGAAAAUAUAUUAGUUCAGCACUCUCGCUCUGCAACUCGCAUUUCUCGUGCUGCAACACUCAAUCUGAAUUGCUCAACAAUGCUCACAAUGUUUGCCUCUCAUCCUCUCCUUCGUGGAUCUUCAACUCAGGUAUUCUUCAUAUUUAUUCUUUUACUGAAAAUGAGUUUUCCCCGUUUAUUCAUGUUGGAAUUCAUAGUAGUCAAGGUUGCUAAAGAGUUGUUUGAAAUGUGA
Molecule: messenger RNA, 2280 nt
Organism: Vicia faba (fava bean)
Lineage: Eukaryota; Viridiplantae; Streptophyta; Magnoliopsida; Fabales; Fabaceae
Source: the annotation of a GenBank genome assembly